GGUCAUGUCACUGGUCUUGUUGGUAGGAGUACUUCCUGGUCAGCUGACUUUUAUGUACAAAACAAAUUGACUCAUUAAAAUUUUCUACUCACUUCAAGUUUUGGUGUGAGUGGGAAAAGAGCAUUCGAACAAAUUUUAAUAAGAAAUAUGAAGUUCCUGAUAUUUGUGGCACUUUGUGUGGUUGGCAUCAGUCAGGCAGUGUCUUUUUUCGACCUAGUCCAGGAGCAAUGGGGCGCUUUCAAGGUCACUCAUAAUAAACAAUACGAAAGCGAAACCGAAGAACGCUUCCGAAUGAAAAUCUUCAUGGAAAACGCUCACACAGUCGCCGAGCACAACAAAUUAUUCGCACAAGGUUUAGUUUCGUUUACAUUAGGUGUGAACAAAUAUUCUGACAUGCUCAAUCAUGAAUUCGUCCACACUUUGAACGGUUACAACCGCACUAAAACACCCUUGAGGAGUAGCGAAUUGGAGGAAUCUAUCACUUUCAUCCCACCGGCCAAUGUCGAAUUGCCAAAACAAGUCGAUUGGAGAAAACGUGGAGCGGURACACCUGUCAAGGAUCAAGGACAAUGUGCCUCUUGCUGGAGUUUCAGUGCGACGGGAUCCCUCGAGGGCCAGCAUUACCGCAAAACCAGAAAAUUGGUCUCUCUCAGCGAGCAAAACUUGGUCGACUGUACGGAGAAAUUCGGAAAUUACGGUUGCAACGGCGGCUUCAUGGACAACGCUUUUCGUUAUAUUAAAGCCAAUGGUGGAAUUGACACUGAACAGUCUUAUCCAUACAAAGCCGAAGAUGAGAAAUGUCACUACAAGCCUAGAAACAAGGGAGCCACCGAUCGCGGAUUUGUCGAUAUCGAAUCUGGAGAUGAAGACAAACUCAAAGCUGCUGUUGCUACAGUUGGACCAAUCUCAGUUGCUAUCGAUGCAAGUCAUCCGAGUUUCCAACAAUAUUCCGAAGGUGUGUACUACGAACCCGAAUGCAGUUCGAAACUGGAGCAACUGGACCAUGCGGUUUUGGUGGUAGGAUAUGGAACAGAUGAAGAUGGUAAUGAUUAUUGGUUGGUUAAAAAUUCGUGGGGGGAAAGUUGGGGGGAUCAAGGGUAUAUCAAGAUGGCUCGUAAUCGGAAUAAUAAUUGCGGAAUUGCCACUCUAGCUAGUUAUCCAUUAGUUUAGGUUGGCUGUGUGUUUUUAUGUAGGGUUGUAGGCUCGAAUAACUAUUACAUAUUUAUGUUCUAUUGUGAUUUUUGUAUUUUUUAAGAUGUAGUUUUUUCGUUUGUGAACAAAUAAAGUUGUACGAUUUCUAAGAA
Messenger RNA from Tribolium madens (black flour beetle), 1304 nucleotides. Its product is annotated as cathepsin L-like. Gene Ontology annotation, cellular component: lysosome. The record is from RefSeq and is a predicted model, not a curated record. Gene Ontology annotation, molecular function: cysteine-type endopeptidase activity. Gene Ontology annotation, biological process: immune response. The transcript has 4 exons. NCBI's taxonomy places the organism in Eukaryota, Metazoa, Arthropoda, Insecta, Coleoptera, Tenebrionidae. The coding region runs from base 148 to 1170 and encodes 340 amino acids.